UUUUCGUGUGCUACCUAAUAUCAUUAUUAUCAUUCUACAAUAUGAUUUCGAUAAGGUAAAAAAGAUACGAGAAAAAGCAAAAAAUAUCUCGGUAAACUUAGUCUUACAGAUUGUCUACUUGAAAUGACAACUGUGUGCUUGAUCGUAUCAUAUUUAUACGACAUCGACUGAGGAAUAGCCCAGAUAGCAUAUUGCGUGACAAAUGCAGUUGGAAGGGUUUUUUUGUAAGGGACAUAUUGCAAGAUGCAUGGUGUUACUAAUUGGAACGGCAAUUAUAGCAUUGACGCAAUAGAUUUACUUGAAAACAGCUGCUUAAUUGAGUAAACUCAGUCUGCAUGUAAAUAUUUUUUCUCGUUAGUGAGUCUCACAUUGUUUGUAAACUAGUAAACUGGUUUAUGGUUUUAGGCAGGAUUAAAAUCCGGCUCUGAUCAUAUUAGUGAGAUUGUGGUUUGUCAACCGUGGGUCAAGUAUUAAGCAUAUUUAGGAAUCGUAUUGCGAAUGUAGUUGUUAUGUCAUGAGACAUGCGAAGGCGUAUACUGGAAAUGAAUUGUUGACAAGACAGGUAGGGUUUGAUCUAAUUUUUCUCUCCGUUUGUGGGAUAUAAAAUCGUUUGCAGCCGGCAAAAAUUAACCAUUUGCAAAAAGGCAUCAGCUCUUGCCCAUUAAAAAUAGAAAGAAAGAAAUUGUACCUAACAUGAUGAAAAAGGUGUGCAUUGCAGUGUUUCUGGCUGUUGCUGCAAGUAGUGUAGCAGCAUUUCCAGUAGCGCGUCAGCUUUACGGUGUGUAUGGACCAGUCGAAUAUCACUUCAAAUAUUCUGUACAUGAUGAUCGUAGCGGAGACAUAAAGCAUCAGCAAGAAGAAAGGCGUGGAGAUAAAGUUACAGGACAGUACAGUCUUAACGAUGCGGAUGGAUAUCGACGUGUUGUGGAUUAUUCCUCAGACAAGGAUACCGGAUUUGUGGCUAACGUACGUCGUGAGCUAAUUAAAGGAUUCCAUGAAACUACUUCGUCUACAAAAGCUGCUGUAGUUCCUGUAGUAGAGCUGUUGAAAUCAUUACCUUUGGUUCCAAUAAAGCAUCAUACUGAACCUUUCCAUCCUAUCGAACAGGCACAUUAUGUGAAGGUUCAUAAAGUAACCCCCAAGUUGAACGAGCCGAUAGUUUAUACAUCUAAGAACCGUAACACUGUGCAUUCUCAUACCAGUUUCAAAAGUGGAAAUAUCAGCUAUCAAUAUUAA
This is a messenger RNA of Anopheles merus, 1236 nucleotides long. RefSeq names its product pupal cuticle protein Edg-84A-like. Gene Ontology annotation, cellular component: extracellular matrix. Lineage: Eukaryota; Metazoa; Arthropoda; Insecta; Diptera; Culicidae. The transcript has 2 exons. The record is from RefSeq and is a predicted model, not a curated record. Bases 694 to 1236 code for a protein of 180 amino acids.